Molecule: messenger RNA, 1534 nt
Organism: Coregonus clupeaformis (lake whitefish)
Lineage: Eukaryota; Metazoa; Chordata; Actinopteri; Salmoniformes; Salmonidae
Product: tumor protein D54-like
Exons: 9
Coding region: 295-945 (216 amino acids)
Cellular component (GO): cytoplasm
Source: RefSeq, a predicted model, not a curated record
CCCCAUCAUCUCACACACUCACGUGCGGGAUUAACUCCCAUUCUCAAAACACAUAGCUUUUUCGCCUUGAAUAAACAACGCAACAUAACGUUAAUAUUCCAAUAAGACUACAUUAUAGUGUUUAUGAUUUUCAGUAAAUGGCUUAGGCAUGUAAACCAUUGCGUGAUACUGAAUUUGAGUAUAGAGAAGCAUUUGAGAGAUCUAGUAUUGACCAGUAGGGAUUGGACACCAUUUAGCAAGAGCUAACGUUAGCUCGAACACGGAAAAGACGUGCUGGGUGAAACGGAAUUGUUUAUGCCUCUGCUGAUCAUGAAUAGGCAAGGUUACAGUGGGGAAAAUGUUUCACCAAGGAACAUUUCCAUUGGAAUAUCAAGAAUUGGAAGUCCUACUAACGGUCUAUCAGAGGAGGAUGAGGUUGAUUUAAAGAUGGAGCUGGCAAAGACGGAGGAUGAAAUACAGACUUUGCGGCAGGUACUCUUGGCCAAAGAGAAAUAUGCGAUGGACAUCAAGAGGCAGCUGGGUAUGGGCCCCUUCAGUGAGAUUAAACAGAACCUGUCCAAAGGCUGGCAGGAAGUCCAGACCUCCAAUGCAUAUCUGACAGCCUCAGCUACUCUGGAGGACAUCAGCCAAUCUAACGUGUAUAAGAGGACCCAGGAGAAUAUCUCUAAUGCAGGACAGAUGACCAGUGCUGCCCUGUCCACAAUGGGUGUGGCCAUUACAAGGAGACUUGGAGACAUGAGGGCACUGCCUUUGCCAAGCCCACCUCGCCCCUCCUUGGGCCACUCCAUCAGUGUGCCUGCUAUGUCAAUGAGACAUUCCAAUACAUUCAAGUCCUUUGAAGACAUGGUGGGAAGCGUGAAGAACAAGGUGUCCAUGAGUCGAGGGAAUGAUGGAGAGGUCUCUGGGUUUGGAAGAAGCCCAUCUCAGAACAGUGGUUCCUUCUAACAUAAUCAAUUUAUUUUUCUAUCCACCAUCUGUAAUCUCACUAUACUCCCUUAAUCACUUUAACCUGAUGGCAUUGUCCACACUACUCCUUCAAAGAGUAAACAUUGUGCAGGAGGUUGAUAAAUACAUGAAUGACAAAGUAAAAUGUAUAUGGAUUCCAUGUGUGGGCUAUGCAGAGAUAUUUAACAGUUUAUUUGUUGUUGGAGUGGGGUGGGAGACCUUUAAAAUGUCAUACUGUGAAUUGAAUGUGUGUCAAGCUACAAGGAUUAUUCUACGAUGUUAUAAAUGAAUGUAGCUUCAGUUGUGAGAUAGAGGGGAGUAAUGACUUGGGUUUGGCAUUGACAGUGUUGGUUCCAACCAUUCAUUCUAAAUUUGAAGUAGUAUUUCCAAUAUGUAGUUAUUUAUAUUGGCCUACUGUUUGUAGGAAAAUGUCAUUGUCAUAUUCUGCUAUUGCAUUCUAAGAACAUAACAAUCACAAAUGUACAGUGAUGUAUUUUUGUACUUUUAAGAGAAUUUUCAAUUAAAACGUAUGUGGUCUGAUCUAAUGUGUAAUGAUUUUGGAUACUGUACCUUUCGGUAAAAAUAAAGA